Molecule: messenger RNA, 12703 nt
Organism: Xyrichtys novacula (pearly razorfish)
Lineage: Eukaryota; Metazoa; Chordata; Actinopteri; Labriformes; Labridae
Source: the annotation of a GenBank genome assembly
AUGUUGAAGGAGAACCAAAUGUUCUGUCUUUUCUUUGUGGUCAUUUCAGGUUUCAGAAAAUCGGACCCCAUCUCAGGUAGAGUGAAUUCUCAAAAGUAUUCAAAGGACUCAGAGGGGUGUAGAAAGUGCUCCAUUUCGCAGUCUGUCAGAGAAAAGAAGAGGGUACUGUGAAUACCCACGGCAGAGAGACUCAUCAUUUACCAAAUGAGUGAAGUCUGAAGAUUCAGAUCAUUAAGGAAGUGCUGAUAUCAGCGGCAGGUGCGGGAUGGGAAGAUUCUGUUGAACAUGACGCAAGAAGGAGAAAGACUUGAGCUGUGAAAGGGAAGUUUCUCAGAGAUAAAGUUGAUGAAUUGAGACUCGAUCGUGACAGUUAUUGGAUAGAUUUGAGACAGAACUUCCAAGUCUGGCAGAUAAAUCGAUAUGGCGGUUGACUUCCUUUCCUGUUUAUUUGUCAAAAACAACAAAGAGAUCAGAGUAAAAUCUCAAAAGCUAUUGGAUCAGUAACUCUUAUGUUCGGUUCAACUCUCCAUCAGUCAUCUUAAGUAGUCUUGGAGCCUUGUAAAUGUAAUUUGGACUACUCUGGAGAUUCCUUAAUGUAGGGUGACCAUACUCUGAAUCCCCCCAAAAAAGGCCACAAAUACCCGGGAGCGGAAUCCCAGAGUCACGCAUAAUAAAUUUUGAGAGUUGUUCAGGUCGGGUCGAGUGUUUUUAACGCGCUUCUAACUCAGUAAGUCUACGUGACACAAACUCAGAACUUCCAUACAAAACCCCGGACAGUUGAAGGACUUUAUUAACUCCCCUGGACAAGGCUGGACAACCCCCCAAAAAGAGGACAUGUCCGGGUAAAAGAGGAGGUAUGGUCACCCUAGCAGCUUUGAAUGUUCUUGAAGCAACAAGAAGAAAACACAGAAAAUUGCAACUCUGGGACACAACAAUCUUCCAGUAGAGUCAAACCUAGUCCUUUCUAUUCUACUUUGCUGUGAUUGGCCUGGAAAUAAAGUAGGACAAAUAACAAGGAGUCUGUUUAUCAGGGGUGUGUCCACUCUUUCUUGAAGUUCCACUCUGAUCUUUUUUUUUCUCCUUUAAGUAUUAUCAUUUGUCUUUAAAAUGCGAUUAUUAAGUUUUUAGCCAAAAUCCCAUUACCUGUGUCAUUUUCAAGGACUUUUCUUCUGCAGAGCUCUAGUAGCUCAUUAGCACUUCGCCUCUGAGUUGUGGGCCGAGAAAGCGCUGCUCUGCACACUCCUCGCCUAACAUUGCUGGUGUAGUAGAAGAGGCAGGUAACAUAGAAGCUAUUCAGCUCUCGGACACUAAUGUCUUUAGGGACAUGAUAAAUGUUCUCAUCAUUAUCAGUUUUCUUAUGAGCAUUGCAAUUCGCUAAUGCACACGCUUGUUCCGCGAUCGUCCUCUCUAAUUUCCAAGUGUGGCCUGCAUAGCGGGGCUUUGGGGGUGGAGCUUGGAUUUGUGACAUAUGAAAUCUCACUGUAUCUGAACAUGCCGUUGGGGUCUGUGAGAGAUUUACAGUGAUUUGAAUAUUCAGAAAAUGCAAUUUCGCACUCAUUUUUCGUCAUGAUAUGUCCUGUAGCAUCAGAAAAAUGCCAUAUAAACAUGUAGACAACAAGAAAAACACGAUUUUCAUUGGAGUGGGUCUUUAAUGGGUGUAACACAAUUAAAUGGCAGAGCAUCAUUUUCUGACUUCUAGCUUCAAGACGACUCACCUUCUGGGCAAUUUGACUUUUUUUAUGCAACCUGGAAUAUUGCCCCCCUCUGGCCAUCUGAAAAACUGCAUGUUUAAGAAACUCCGAUUCCCCAUGUCUUUUAGAUCCAAUAUUAUUCACACUCAUAUCUGCUUGUUUAGAAACUGUAAUUAAGUAUAAAACAGUAAGAUGCGGUUUUGCCUUUCUAAAAUGCUUCUUAUUGAAUUUUUGCACAGAAAAGUAUCUCGGGUUGCUCGAUUCUGAUGUGACACUGCAUGAGAUUUACAUUUUAGCAUGAAUCAGAGCUCUGAAUAUCGACAUAUUCAUUCUGUCAGUUAUUGAUUAUCAUGUACUGCGCUGUGUGGCAUAAACUCAGAGAAUUAAAUGGAGCAGAUAAAUGGAGCUGAUGACAGAGUGAACAGUCAUCCUCUCCCUCUAACAUCUCUGUGACUGACUGAGAGAGGGAGGGAGGGAGGGAGGGAGGAAGCUUCACAUGUGGAAAACACCCUCUUCAUCUCCUCAAGCAGGGGUCAUGUGACUCUUUGCCAUGUGUGCUGCGAUUGGCCGAGCAUCAAGAGCCUCAAGACGGCGAAACAACCUAAAACAUCUAAAAUGAAAAAUCACAUUCGUCCCUUUUUUUUUCUCCUUCCCUCUUUGAUGCAACAGGGUUGACCGUGAUCAGCCGCUGAUGGUGCUCGGAUGCUGAUUCUGAAUCCCCUUUUUUUUUUUUUUUGCUUUUGCAUCGUUGCCAUGACAACGGGGCCGCUCCUCCACACCCACGCUGCUUACCCCCUCUCUCUCUUUCUGACAGCAAGCGAGAGAGAGAGAGAGAAAGAGAGAGAGAGAAAGAGAAGGAGAGGGAGAGAGAGGUGUGUUUUCUAACCCACGCAUUGGAGUGGGAGACAACGUGCGCACUCUCACGUGCACGCUCACACACACACACAUACACACACACACAUGCUCAUAACACAGAGAGUGUGUGUCAUGCUAGCAGUGUGUGGGCUGAACCGACCAGCCUUCCACUCAUCCUGCCUCUCCCUCCCUCCCUCUCUCUCUCUCUCUUUCCCUCUCUCCCUCUCUUCUUCCUCUCUCUUUUCGUCUCCAGAUACACCUCCUCCUCCUCUUUUUCUUCUUCUUCCUCUUCUUCUUCUUCUUUUUUUCCCAUCCUCCAUCAUCUUUUUCUCCUCCACCUCUCUUCUCCCUCCUUCUUCUUCCUUCUCUCCUCUCUCCAUUAGUCCCUUUUCUUUUCAGUUUAUCAUCAUGGAGAACGAGUCGCUGAUCUUUUGGGUGAGUCUCUUCCUGCAGCUCAGUGUGUUGGUGUGUGUGUGUGUUGGUGUGUGUGUGUGUAUGUAAAUUAAAUGUGUGUUUCGAUGAAAUGUGUGUGUGUGUGUGUGUGUGUGUGUUCAUGUGUGUGUGUGUCUGUCACUUGCAGCCGCUCUGUAACUUUAAAAGUCGUGACUCAAUUUUCUUCUCCCACUUUUCCGUUUUUACCUUUUCUCAUCCUUGCAUCUCAUUUCCUUUCCUUGCUUACUUUCCUUGACUCCUUUCCUACCUCCCUUUUCCAUGUUCCCUCUUUUUCUCCCCCUGCGAGCAUUCCUUAUCUGUUGUCUCAUUUGCUUCCUUGCCCUCUUCCCUUUUUUUUCCUUUUGUAGUUUCCUUCCCUUCUGUGCGUCUGCAUUUCCUUCUGUUACUUGUCACCUUCUUCCCUUUCCUAGCCUCUGCCUGUGGCACUUCUCCUCUGUCUAGAUUUAUUUCAUAUUCCCCCUCCCCUUCUCCCUAAUCCUACAUAUGCUUCCUUACCUUCUUCCUCCUAUCUUCCUGUCCUGUCCCUCUCUACUAUCUGCAUUUCUUUCCACCCACUUGCUCUCCUUUUUCUGUUUUUUUCCUCUUAUAGUGAUCAUUUUUUUCUUUCAAUGAAAUUCUUUCAUUUCCUUUCUCUCUGGUUUUCUCUUUUCCUUUUUAUUUUCAUAUUUCUCGCCACAUAUUUUUUGCUCUCCUCCUUCUCUUUUAUUCCUUUUUCCUCAUUUUGAUUCACUUCCUUUUUUCUCCUCAUUUUGAUUCACUUCCUUUUUUCGUUUCCUAGUUCACUCAUCGAAUCCUUACUCGUCCUAUUUUGCUUCCUUUCCUUACCGUUACUCUUUUAUCAAUCGUUUUGUCCUCCUAUCAUUAUUUAUUUGUGCACCUCCUCUUCUUUUCUGUCCUUACCUUUUUUGUCUUCCUCUCCUUACUUUUUUCCUUGUUUCCUUUCCUCGCCUAUUCACCUCUUUUCUUUCUACCUCUUGUUUCCCCUCACCUGCAUCUUUGAGGAAGUUUUCCUAAUCUUGCCAUCUGAAUUUCCUUCUGCUCUCAGUUGUUUCCUUAUUCUCCUCUUUUCUGUCUCCCCCUAGUGAGUAUUUUUAUUUUUAUUUCUAACAAUUCCCCCGUGCUUCCUCUCUUCCCUUUCUUUCUUUUACUUUAUUCUUUUCUUCCUUCCCUUUGUUUUUAUGCUUCCUUCACACCCUUAUCUUUCCUUCACUUUCUCAGUUCCUUUCCUUUCCUUUCUACUCUCUCCUUACUUGCCUUAAUCCUUUCCUUUCCUUGCUUCCUCUGUUCCCUUCCCUUUCUUUGCAUCUUCUUUUGACUCUUUUCUUGCUUUGCGUCCUUACUCCCCUUCUCUUUUAUUUCCUUCUUUGCUUCCCUCCCUCUUGGUUCCUACUGUUCCUUUCCUUUGCCUCCUUUCCUUAUCUUUGCUUUCCUUUCUUUCCAUCCAUUUGCUUUCUUUUCUUUCCAGUGCUUUCAUUCUUCCUUUCUCAUCUUCUCUCAUCUUCGUCUAUUCUCUUCUUGACUAUCCACUUAUCUGAAUUCAUUCCUUUCUUACCCACUUCUGCAUUUUCUACCUUCUUCCUGAUCUCCUUUCUCCUUAUCUAAGUAUCCUUUUUUAUCCUUUUUUCAUUGCCUUUCCUUUUUUCUUGUAUCAUUUGUUCUUUUUUCAAUCUUUACCUUCUUUUACAUGAGAUUUCUCCUCUUCUGUACUUCAUUUUCCCUUUUUUCUUCUUUCUUUUCCUCUUGCUUUCUUACUCCAGAACCUAAUUUACGUUCCUUUUAUCUAUUAUUGUUGAACUGUCACUCAUCUUCUAUCCUUUUAGUCAUUAUCUUCUUUUUCUCUUUUGACAUCUCCUUUCUUUUUGCUGUUUCCUUACCAUAAUGCCUUUCCCUCCUUGUCUCCCCCCCAUCCUUUCCUCUCCCUCUCAACUUCCCUCCCUUUUCUUUCCCUCUGCUUCUUCCCUUACUUUUCAGUCCUAUAAAGUUUCUCCCCCUCCUUCCUUGUCUUUUCCUCCUACUCAUUUGCGUUCCUAUUUUUCAUUUCCUAUAUUGCUUCCUUUUCUGUGUUUCCAUCCACCCUCAGACGCCUUCUUUCCUUCCUUUCUGUUAUCUCCUUCUGCCCUUGCUGAGUAUCUUUCUCCUCGUUCCUUUUUUAAGUCUUCCUUUCCCCCUCCUGAACCCGGCUCUCUCUCCUCCCUCUUCUCAUCUUUUAUUGAUCUCGUCCUCAUCUGAUCUUUCCUUCUUUUCUUUCUUCCUUUGCUAAUUUUUUUUCGCUGCUUUAAUUUCAUUCUCACUCGCUCUUCUCUCUCUCUCUUUCUUUCAUUUCUUUCCCUUUUCUUUCCCUCCUCCUCAAGUGUUCAUCCUCUUCCCUCUCUCUUGCACUCUCUCGCCUUUUGAUUUCCUGUUUCGGUUUCCUCCAGCAUCCCUGUACCAUCCUGAGUGUGUGCGUGUGUGUGUGUGAGCGUGUGUGUGUGUGUGUGUGUGUGUGUGUUAUGUAAGCAGCAGCAGUGAGAGUGUGUAGGCCGUACUCUCAGACCGUCUAUCUAAAGAGAUGAUCUGCUCAAACACUUCAAACAGGAACUGGAUCGGCUGCUUCUCCUCCUGCAGUGCUCACACUCUUUAACAUCACCUGGUUGUCAUGGCAACAUACUGAGCCCCCCCCCCCCCCCCUUCCUCCUUCUGGCUCUGUGACAGCCAGCUGGUUCUCAGGUGACUUCACCUUCCAGCGCUGGUGGUCAGAGGUUAAACUGCCUCGCCACACGAGAAAACAAGACAGGUUUUCUGUCUAGCAGAGAAAAAUACCGGUACAGGACUACAUAUCCCAUGAUGCACGGCGUGUGUUCAGACCAUAUGGAGAGAAAUCAUUCCAGCAUGAAGAGCUGCAACAGAUAAAAAGUAUCUCUGCUGGUGUGACUGACUCAAGCUCAGUCAACUUUAUGCAUCUAUCUGCAUCUAUCUGCGUCUGUCUGCUCGACCGCAGAGCGCCUACAUCUCCGCUUCAUGUAACAAGCCACUAAAAUCCUCCAAAGCUGGCGAAAGAUGGCGCCCAGCAGGCAUUUCACAGCAUUCAGCGGACCCUAUUUUGGUGGUUGGGAAUGACAAAUAGCGAGCGUCUUGCUCAUAGACUCUAUAUACGUAGAUAUAGCCGCUGUGUUGUCGCCCAUUGAUUCCUGUUGUCUGGUCUGAAGUUUCGAAUUUUCCGUCAUGGUUGUCUCGAGUUUCCUUUAGAGCCAGAAGUGACCAUAUUUGUGCAAGUGGGCGGAGCUUAAAAGAGCAAGGGUUUGAUGCUUUACCUGGUAUCCUUCCAUUUGUUUCUCUUCAUCCUCCCUCAUGUGAAUCCUUACCCUUCUUCCAUCCUUUCCUCCUUUCCUUCAUUACUAUCUGCAUUUCCCUCCUCUGUUAAUUGAUGCCCCCACUCUGUGGUCUUCUCUGCCAUCAGGAUUUGUUCCCCUUCCUUUCUUGUUUGGUGUAUUUCCUAUAUUCCACUUCCUUAUUUGCUUCCUUGCCCUCCUCCCCUCCAUCUUUCUCUUCUAUCUGCAUUUCUUUCCUCUUGUCAUAUACUGCCGUCUUUCCUUUCCUAGCCUCUGGUAACCUUCUCUCGGAGUAGGAUUUGUUGUCCUUUAUGUAUUUUUUAUCACUUUCGGUUCUCCUCAUUUUCUUUCAUUCUUCUCUCCCAUCCUUCUCUACUUUCUGCAUUUCUUUCCUCUGUUACUUGUUGCUUUAUUUCCUUCCUAGCCUCCGUGUAGCCUUCUUCCUUAUUAAGAUUUGUUUCCUUUGAUUCUUUCCUUGUUUGGUCUCCUUACUCAUAUGUAUUCCUAGCUCUACCCUCCACCUUUCAUCCUUUGCUUCUGUCCUUUUCCUUUAUCUGCAUUUCUUUUCCUAGUUACUUGCGACCUUCUUUCCUUUCCUACCCUCCUUGUAGCCUCCACUUUGAUCUGGAUUAGUUGGAGUUUUUUUUUCCUUUGCUUGUUGGGUCUCUUUUAUGCUUCAUAUUCCCUUAUUUGUUUCCUUGUCCUCUUCUAUCUGCAUUUCUGUCCUCAGUUACUUCCUCCCUUCCUAAAGUCGUGUUUCUCGCUGUUGGUUCGCUUGUCUUUUAUAUUGAAUAUCAGGGGAACAAUCAGUCUCCUAAUCUGAAUAGAGGAACCUAGAGUAUCUAGUGAGAUUGAAUUUAUAUGAAUAAAAUGAGACCUCUGUUUCCUUAGCACGUCAGCAGCACAGUGUUCAGAAUCUUUCUGGUUCUGAAUCAGCUGUGUGAGAGUCUUUUUUGGACAAGGUCAGGCUGAUGUCUCCUGUCUACGCCUCUGUAACAGCUGUUUCAAAACUUCAGUCCUUGGAUUUGAGUUUAUUCUCUGAAACUGACGGCUUUAUUCGAGUCAGUGUGCAGCUUUUUCUCUUUUAACUUUAUUCUCAUUGAAUUAAGACAUUAUACCCAGGAAUGAACAUUUUAUUCUCACAAAUCAAGACUUUAUUUUUCGUGAAUCACAACUUUAUUCUCAUUGGAUUGCAGCCUUUUUACUCUUAUGACUCUUUCAGUUCAUUCUUCCAAAUUUUACGACUUCUCCUUUCAUAAUUUUACAAGUUUCAUCUUAAAAAUUUACAUUUCUUUUUGCAGAUUUGAAACUUUCUCUAUGAAAUUUACAACUUGACUGUUACAACUUAAAAGUUGAAAUGUACAAAUUUAUACUUAUAAGUUUACAUUUUGGGUUUUUUUCAAAACUUAAAUCUCUUAAAAUUAUGAGUUCAUGCUAAUUUGCUUGUGUCUUUAUGCUUUAGGAUUUAUUUUUGAAAAAAAUAGAGUUUCUUCUUAUCAAUUUGAGUCUCAUUUCUCAUAAUUAAUUUUUUUUUUGUUUUUUUUUUAAGUCUUGCAAUUCAAAUCGCAAAGACCAGAGUGUUAAAAUCUUAAAUAUUUUUAAUCCCUGACGUGGCUCUAAUCCUCUGUUGUUGGAUUUAAAUGUUGUCAAAUGUAAUUUCUUAAAAAAACAUUGAAUUAAUUAUUUAUUGGAGAACUUUCAAGAUGGAGAUGAAACGGCCUGAAAUGAAACUGUUGCCUCUUUUGGAGCUGUGAAAGCAAAUGAAACCUUCAGCUUAAAGUUUAAUGAUUUCAACAUAGUUUAUAUGCUUUGGGGAAGGUUGUGCUGUUAAAUAGGUAACAACUGUUUACAAACUGCAGUCUGUUUUUGGGAGGAAAAGGGUCAAACUGUCCUCUUAAAUUAUGCAGUUUCCAUUCAGAUGUGUAGCACAUCUGUUAUGUGAUGGUUGGGAUGCAUAGACUCAAGACCAGAGGAUUUUUCACAGACCCUGAUUUCAUAAGAAGAUGUUUAUAAUUUAGAUCCAAACAAAGUUAACUCAAGGCUUGUUCGUUAGUGUUUGUUUUAACGGCUAUAAUGAAUAUUUCAGCCUCCAGGCGGCGCUUUCUCAGCCUUCAGUUCUUUGUACUUUUUCUACAGACAAAUAAAGAGAAAGAAACUGCAGCAGAUCAGUUAUUAGGUUCCCAGUGAUGUGAGAAACUUGACAAGAUAAAAAGUGUGUGUGUCAGAUAGAGAGAGAGAGAGAUGAGAAUACAGUGUGUAUUAUCUGCUCUCACCAAUGGUUACCAUGGUAAUGGCCAAGGGAGCUACAUUUCUAGGACACACACAUCCUGUUCGCACCUAACAAUGAAAAGCAUCGUGGCAAUCUGACCAGGACCGGACCGCUUUAACUGAGCAUGGAUUAAGAGUUCUGUCGGGAUCAGGUUGUUCAGAUUCAGAGAGGGAACAUUAUGUGAGGUUGAUUUGAGGACUCAUACAUGAAGGGUGAAACAGCUUCAACCUCAGUGUGUGCAAAGAGGAAAACUUAACUGUGAGAAAAAGUGGUUGUUUAGGAAGUAUUUGAUCCUUUUCAUGGACAAAAACUACACAGGAAAUACUUUAAAUUAAGUCUAAAACCACACAUUCAAAACUAGGAGUGUAGGGAUAGACAACUGAGCAAUUAAAAGGCAUUAUAGUCGACAUAACUUAAUAUUUUAUUAUUGUAGUCUUGAAAUGUUGUUUAUAUCUGUAGAUCCCACCCUCUAUUGGCAGCAAUGUCUGCUGCCCUAAAACUGUACCACUCUACUACUGGGAUGUAAACAAGCACAGAUGAGUGAUGGCAUCUUGUAGCUCAGUGUAUUUUUUCACAUUUUGAUCUGAGAAAAUGGAGAUGUAGUUGUAUGAAGGCUCUGUUAAACCAUCUGGCUGGGGCAGACAUAUGGAGUUAUAGUGAGGCGGGUAUAAUCAACAUUUGCUCGAUAGCGUUUGAAGUUUAAGUGCUAUUGUGCGUCAGUGUUUUACUUUUAUAUUUAAUGUUUUUGAGUUGAACACAAUCUACAAAACUGUACACAUCUGGUGUUGAGAAAUGAAGCCAAUUGUGAAAUACAAAAAAAAAAAAAAAAAAUGCAGUUCCUCAAGUGUCCACUUGGGGCUGGCUCCAAAAGUGAGUCGAUCCCCAUAGAAUCCUAUGUUAAAAUGUGCAACUUUACAGCAGACAACAAACAUGUUUUCUGCCUCGCACAAAAAUAUUUUUGGUCUCUGUAGAUUAUUUCUCUUGGUAUAAAAACUGAGGAAGGUUUUGAUUUCAUGUGAAAAAUAUCAGUUUGAUUACACUGAGCCUUAAAGUAAUGGGGCGGAGUCAGUGUGAAGUUUUGACUGAACUAGCUUAUUUAGUACAAAAUAAAUAUGUUUUACUUUCAGCUUUUUGGUUUAGAUAUUUUUUUGGGUGAAUAACCCCCUAUCCUUUUCGAGCACCACUCUCUACUCUAAAUUAUUUCCCUUUGGCUCCAGGAAAGUAACUUGGUAGGUGAAACUCCAGUCUCAGGAACUAACAUGUGAUAUCAUGGUGGCCACUCACAUUGUUAUGCAAUCUAUGGUUGUACGCUGCAUUUCUUUUAAGCUUUCUUUCAGAGAAAAUACCGUUAAGUAUGUAUUUCUUGUUGCACCCCAGCCGGCAGGGUUUUUGUUGGUGUUAAACUCACAUUGUUGCUCUGUAACUUUUAUAGUAUUACAUAUAGAAAAUGAAAACAGCUGCUUUUCUAUUUGAUCUGAAAAACACAUAUUCACAUAUGUUGAUAUAAGACUUCAAAAUAAUCCUCCUUUUUUCCCAUGUCUGUUCCUCUAUGGUUAACACUCACUUUAUCCACCUCUUAAAGUCCUCUAUAUCAUUUCAAAAACACUUAAAAACUCUCAGUGGACCUUUGUUGAACUUCUUUAGACUCUGAAAGCUCCUCAAACGCUCUUAAAUGUAGAACAGUAAUGGUGUAUUUGAAGAGGGUCACAGUUAUCCAGCCUGUUACAUUCUGAUUCAGUUGGUUUAAAUAUAGAACAAUAUUAAUGUAAAUUUAUAUCACAUAAAUAGGACAGUGAUGCUCUAAUUUGUCGCUGUGGUCACACCUCCUUAAGUUUGAGUACAAAGUGUUGCUGUUAUUUUGAGUGCAGAAGUGUUUUUCAAGCUUUCACAGCGAUAAUGCCCACACAUAAAAAAAAAAAAAACACGGACCCACAUCGUUGCAAACUGAAUAAUCCGCUUGGAAGCUCAGUGUUUGGUUAUUAAAUAUUCAGAUUCUGUCCUGAUGAAGAGUUCAGACUUUUUGUUUUUGUCUUGUUUUUUUUCUGAACUUUGAUGGAAAUUCAAGCGAGCUCCAGAGAAAAACAGUUGCAUGUGUAAUGUACAUUAAUGUAAUUUCUUUCAAACUCCCCAUCCUGGAGAAUGUUCUGGAGUUAACUCAGUAGGAAAUGUCACUUUCAAAGCCUGGCGUGAACUGGAGUCGGUCUGAAUCAGGUCUACAGACGGUCUGGAUCGGCCUCAGUCAAAGUCACAGGACAGAUCAGUGUUUGAAAAAACACACAAAGAGACACAGUUGGUGUGAUUGUGCUAGUGCGUGUGUGUCUGCGCGGUAGUGUUGGGUUAUCAGUGCCGUCCAGCCUCCCAGCUUUUCCUGCCAAACAUCCGUUUCCCCGGCAACCCAGACGGGAAACAGGAAGUGUUAGUCACAGGAAGUGCUUCUAAUCUUUGUCAAGUCUUUUUUUUUUUUUUUGCUAUGUUCUUAUCCCAACAUGUCCUCCUGCUGUCUGAGUCGUCAUGGCGACAUCAUGGUUUCAUCAACCUGCAGGCGCAUCAUCUGGUUAGCAUACUGGUUGCAAUUAGCGGGCUAUCAGCUGGUUGCCAGUAUGCCACAGGCUGACUAAACAUUUACUCACCAUUUAUUGAGAGUGGGUCAACAAAUCGCCUCAUAAAACUGACAAAGCCUUUGAAAAACUCGGCAAAUGGCGAUUUUUUUUUUUUAAGUGACCAUCUGCCAAUAAGUCAAAAGUUCCUCAACAGGCUGCUAUCUAUGCUAACAAGCAACAAAUGCUACUCAUCCACCUGUCAUCUGUGCUUCUGUACAUCCAGGUAGAAAAGAAAUGGCAAGUGGUGGAAAGUUGCACCCCUAGCUUAGACCCAUCAUAUGAAAAAUAGUUUUCAAUUUCCACCUUAAAGUUUUAAAAACAACUGUUAAAGGCAUGGUUGACGAUCUGAGAAGCAAAUUGAGCCAUUGAGCCGGUAGAAGAUCCUAUGCUAGCCUCAAAUAGAAUUCACCAUAUCGGAUUGCUAGUGACUAGCGGCAGUAAACGCCAGCUCUGCUAGCGAGUACCGUGUGCAGCUGCCUGGACAGCUACCGUGUUGACAUCGCAGCGACUAAUAAGAGUUAUGGGGCAAGCAGAAGUGUUUUGUUUUGAGUCCUUCUCCAUCACAGCUCCUGUAGCUAAGCUGCUACGCUACUUUUAGCCGCUCAGAGCUCUGAGGAGAGCCGGGAGAGUGGGAGGGGAAGAGUCGGAAGCACAGGAGAGGGGUGUGGAUGGAGAGGCGGAGCAGGAGAUUAACCAAUAGGAGUUGUCCCGGACGGAUGGCUCCCAUUGGUCAAUAUUCUGAAGGGUGAACAGAUUUUUUUCCAUUCUUUUUUUCUCUUCGCUUUGUGGAAAUAGCACUAUAGGACCAUGAUCACCAUAGAAACGAGGUUCAUAAUAAUGACCAAUCUCUCCAAUCAUCAACCAUGCCUUUAAGAGUAUAAUUAAUUAAAAAUGGUUUGAGCGGAUUUCAAGUAGGGAGCGUUUUGAUUCACGUGCAAAGCUCUGCUCUAUUUCCUCUGACUCCCUCUACGAUCCGUCUCUUCUGUUCUUUCAGCGAAGCCAAACAAAAUAUCCAGUCGUUAUCACUGAGUCCGUAUGACUUUGUGUUCCCAGACAUAACAGGGGUAUGAAUGCUAACUGUGGCUAACACUACCUCUGAGCGUGCUGCACCGAGUCCCACCAGCUCAUCUGAGAAUAGAAACACGGAUCAAUAUUUAAAACUUUACAUAAUACAACAUCGCAGCAGUUAGAAACACGGUUUAGGGCUCUUUCUUUUGGGCCUUGUUGCCAUGAUAACUGAUAAAACAGCUUCUGAUUGUGUAACUGACUGAACCUGCAAUGGCCUCCACAAAAUGCAACUGUGUCUGACCCAAUUCUGAUUUCAACCGCACGCUCCGACAUCUCCCUACACUCCUCUUCUGACAUGUUUUUUUUUUCUCCCCCUCCGCCUCCUCCUCCCCUCCUUCAUAUCCUGGUCUCCCUCUCCUUUACCUCCCACUGCCUCCUCCCUAUCUUCCUCUCGCUCUUCCUCCCCCUUUUCCUCCUUUUCUACAGGAUGGGCAGGGCAGUGCCGAGAAUACAAUCUGA